GACAAAUUCUUGCGGUCAGGUCGCUUUAGAUCUAACACUAAUUUUAUUCGGUUUGACAUUUCUGUGAUCUUUAGGUAUCGGAUUCGUGUUCUUGUUCGAGUGAUUUCGGAAGGCACCGAACAUGUCUGGGCAGCUGGAUUGCUUUUCCAAGCCUUGCUUUGAGGGGAGCAGGGAUGAAAGAAGAGACAGAAAAUCGGAUUUAGAAUUAUCUGAAGAUGACAAGAAGACUAAAAUAGGGAAUCUUAAAAGGAAAGUAAUAAAGACGUCAAGUAAACUCAGACAUUCUUUCAAGAAGAAAAACAGGAGGAAAAGUGGUAGUCAAAAUUCUUCUCUUUCAAUCAAGGAUAUUCGGGAUGUUGAAGAGCUGCAGGCUGUAGAUGCAUUCCGUCAGGCAUUGAUCCUAGAUCAGUUGCUGCCUGUCAGACAUGAUGAUUAUCAUAUGUUGCUGAGGUUUUUAAAGGCAAGAAAAUUUGAUAUUGAAAAGGCAAAACAGAUGUGGGCCAAUAUGAUCCAAUGGAGAAAAGAUUUUGGUACGGACACAAUUUUGGAGGAUUUUAAGUUCAAUGAGUUGAGCGAAGUUUUAGAGUACUACCCUCAUGGUUAUCAUGGAGUGGAUAAAGAGGGAAGACCUGUUUAUAUUGAAAGACUAGGAAAAGUUGACCCCAACAAGCUUAUGCAAGUGACCAACUUGGAAAGAUUUUUGAGAUACCAUGUGCAGGGGUUUGAAAAGACUUUUGCAAUUAAGUUUCCAGCUUGCUCAAUUUCUGCAAAGAGACACAUUGAUUCCAGCACAACAAUUAUAGAUGUGCAAGGCGUGGGUCUUAAGCACCUAACCAAGGCUGUACGAGAACUCAUCAUGCGGCUGCAGAAGAUUGAUGGUGACUACUAUCCUGAGACUCUUUGCCGAAUGUUUAUUGUCAAUGCUGGUCCUCUUUUCAAGGGGCCAUGGAAUGUCGUCAAAUCUUUUCUUGAUCCCAAAACAGCUAGCAAGAUUCAUGUUCUUGGUCACAAGUACCAAAGCAAAUUACUUGAAAUAAUUGAUGCAAGCGAGUUGCCACAGUUUCUGGGUGGUUGCUGUACUUGUGCUGAUCAGGGAGGUUGUAUGAGAUCUGAUAAGGGGCCUUGGAAUGACCCAAAUAUAUUAAAGAUGGUACUCAGUGGUGAGGCUUUAUAUUCCAGACAAAUAGUGACAGUGUCAAAUGGUGAGUGCAAGAUAAUUUCGUACGAUAAGCCUUGCUAUCCGCUGUCAGACGGUUCAGUUGUACUUAAUACCCUCUCUGGUUUUCUUUUACCAACUCAGAUAAAAGGUGUUGAUGCUUCUACUGCAGAAUCAGGGUCUGACGUUGAAGAAAUGGCAUCUCCUAAGCCAUUGAGAAGUUAUUCGCAUCCAGCACUUGCUUCUGUCAGUGAAGAGGCUAAAAUGGCUGGUAAGUCGAGCUCUGCUGGUGGCUUAACUGAGCAUGAUGAAUAUGUGCCCAUGAUUGACAAGGUUGUGGAUGCUGAAUGGGAUAAAGAUGAGUAUCACCAGAAUCUCUCUAAUUCCAGAGGGACUUCCCUUUUGUCAACUGUGGAAAAUAAUUCUGAAGGAUUCCUGACUAAAAUUUGGGCUGUUGUAAUCACCUUUUUCAUAACCUUUCUUGCUCUAAUCCAAAAACUGGCAUUCCAGUUGACUAAGAAAAGCCAUAUGCCUGAUUUGGCUUGUGCCAUCCCUGAUCCAAAUGCUGAAUCGAUGCACAAGGAAGAGUUUCAUGACUCUUGCCCCAGUUCACCUACUCCAAGGUACACAGCAGCAGAACUUGUACCAUCUGUUUUAAGAAGACUAGAUGAGCUUGAGGAGAAGGUUGAGAUGCUGCGGUCAAAGCCAUUUGAGAUGCCUGGUGAGAAAGAGGAGUUGCUGAAUGCUGCUAUUCAUCGUGUUGAUGCAUUAGAAGCAGAGCUAAUUGCUACCAAAAAGGUUGUUAAACUUUUACUCAAUACUCUAAUUAUUAAUAUAUAUUGCUCUGUUGCCAUUGCCUUUUUUUAAAUUAUGAAGGUUUUUGAAUGGCUAAAACGCAUUUUGGACCUCUUCAUCAGAUGCACCUAACAUGCUGGGUGUAGCGAGUCAAGGCUUGCUUAUUAGAAACUCCAUCCAUUUUGGUUCAUGUUUUCUCCUGUUGCUUAGAUUUCCAUGUCUGCUUUAUGAGCAGGCUUUGCACGAAGCUUUGAUAAGGCAAGAAGAACUGCUUGCAUACAUUGAUCAACAACGAGAAGCAAAGUUGCUGGUAAGUGAGAAUAUAUAACCAGCAACAACACUUCAAAAUUCAAAUUAUAUGCGCUUUCCUCUGUUAUCCAUUGGAUGAAUGACUGGAUCAUUGUUCUUGUGAAGCAGAAGAAGAAUUGUUGCUGGUGAAAGCGAGAUUCAUGUACAGGAGGCACUCUUUCUGGAAUUCUUUUACCACAAUUAAUUUCAUUACUUCCAUAUGGCUCUUUAUGUUGAAAUAAAUACAUACACCAUCAAACUUAGGCCUUGAGUCAUAAAAUGCAAUUUUGCUUUAUCCAAGCUUAAUUUGCAUCUAUCAGAUACUGUAGCAGUUAAGCCUCUUUCCAACAUCUAAAAGUUUCAGCGCAUAAUUUCUAAGAGCCCAUUUGGAUGGCAUUCUCAAAGCUGGAAAAUGAUAUUCAUUUCAAUACAUCAUCUAAAGAAAAUACGAUAUGGACUGAACUGAUUCUCAAUUUAGUGAAAAUAUGCAGCAUUUAAAUGAUCUUUGACAUUAAAUUGAGCAAGAGAAUUCAACACACACAGUGAUGACUUCUUUUUGUAAUAAAGUCCUCUAAGCUAA
Rubroshorea leprosula is the source of this 2819-nucleotide messenger RNA. The record is from the annotation of a GenBank genome assembly. Lineage: Eukaryota; Viridiplantae; Streptophyta; Magnoliopsida; Malvales; Dipterocarpaceae.